Schizophyllum commune H4-8 is the source of this 981-nucleotide messenger RNA. RefSeq names its product 60S ribosomal protein L10. The transcript has 5 exons. Gene Ontology annotation, cellular component: ribosome; cytosolic large ribosomal subunit. Bases 236 to 889 code for a protein of 217 amino acids. Gene Ontology annotation, biological process: ribosomal large subunit assembly; translation. Lineage: Eukaryota; Fungi; Basidiomycota; Agaricomycetes; Agaricales; Schizophyllaceae. Gene Ontology annotation, molecular function: structural constituent of ribosome. The record is from RefSeq and is a predicted model, not a curated record.
GCUCUCUCGGGACGCUCAUGCGAAAAAUCCGACUCUGAAUGGCUGGAUUGGCUCGCAUGGGCCGGAUGACGUUUGGGAGGAGCUCUGCCCUUUCGAUCGUCCUUCUCCUCAGACGUUCACGCUUCAUUCCGAGCUUUGAGCGUCCUCUGCCCCUAUCGUCGAGCUCUACAUCCUUUGCCCUGGCUACAAUCUCGCUCUGCACAUUUAUCUGACCUGAUUACAAAGAUCGGACAAGAUGGGUCGCCGUCCCGCUCGCUGCUACCGUUACUGCAAGAACAAGCCCUACCCGAAGAGUAGGUACAACCGUGGUGUCCCGGAUCCGAAGAUUCGCAUCUUCGAUCUCGGUCGCAAGCGUGCCUCUGUGGACGAGUUCCCCUUCUGCUGCCAUCUUGUCUCCGAUGAGUACGAGCAGUUGAGCUCGGAGGCGCUCGAAGCCGCCCGUAUUUGCGCCAACAAGUACGUCACGAAGACCUCCGGCAAGGACUCCUUCCACUUGCGUGUCCGCGUUCACCCCUUCCACGUCAUCCGCAUCAACAAGAUGUUGUCUUGCGCUGGUGCCGAUCGUCUGCAGACCGGUAUGCGUGGUGCCUGGGGUAAGCCGUACGGCACGGUCGCCCGUGUCAACAUCGGCCAGAUCAUCCUUUCCAUCCGCUGCAAGGAGGCCAACGCCCCCGUCAUCAUGGAGGCCCUCCGCCGCGCCCGUUACAAGUUCCCCGGCCGCCAAAAGAUCAUCGUCUCCAAGAAGUGGGGCUUCACCAACGUCAACAAGGAGCAGUACCAGGCCCUCAAGGCUGAGGGCCGUGUCUUGCAGGAUGGUGCCUACGUACAGUUCAUCCGGCCGAAGGGCCCUCUUAUGCAGAACCUCAAGAACCAGCUCCGCGCUCAGUAGAGUGUGUUGAUGCUCGGUCCUUCAUGUAUAUGCAUCUGCAUUGUAUCUCUUAUGCUAUGACGUCUGCACGCCGCUGCAUUGAGUGAGUUCGA